UGACUUUGCGAGCUGCUUCUCGGCUGUGGUGCUCGUGCGAGCAACUUUCUUCUUGAUAAGAGUCGUCGCCGCCGCCGCCGUACAGGACAAAGCGAAAGAAGCCAUGGCGAGACGACAGGUGGAGGUGGCGUUCGUGGCCAAGCCGGGGAUCGGGAACCUCGUCCCCGCCGUCGAGUUCGCCCGGCGCCUGGCCAACCACGACCCUCGUUUCCGCUCCACCGUCCUCGUCAUCACCGAUCCCCACCAGCCCAUCGUCAGCUCCUACGUCAACUCACUCUCCUCCUCCUCCGGCGGCGGCCUCCGCUUCGUCCACCUCCCUAUGGCCGACCUGCCUCGUCCGGGCGAGUACCAGUCUACCCUGGCUCACAUCUCUCUGCACAUCGCCAACCACGCGCCUCUCGUCAAGGAAGCUCUGCUCGAGCUCCGGUCAACGGGGGUCCGAGUCGCCGCCCUGUUCUUGGACAUGUUCACCGUGCCCAUGGCGGACGUGGCUAGCGAGCUCGGCAUCCCGCACUACCUCUUCUUCGCCUCCCCGGCGAGCUUUCUCGGGUUCACGCUGUACCUGCUGGACCCUGAAGCUAGGGAGGCGAUCGAGUCGGAGGACAUGACCAUCGACCUGCCCGUCCCGAGUUUCGUCAGCUCGCUCCCCAAGCGAGUCUUGCCCUCUUCCGUUCUCAACGGGGAGGAUGCGCUCGCCUGGUGGUUAGCCCAUGCGGGGAGGUACGGCGGGACCGAGGGGAUCGUCGUGAAUACUUUCGAGGAGCUCGAAGAGCAUGCGCUCCGGUCGCUCCGGGCGAGCGUGUCGUCUCCGGUUUAUCCGGUCGGACCGGCCAUAGACCUCGAUGGACCGGUCAAGUGGCACCCGCAAAGGGCCGAGCAAGAUGCCAUCGUGCAGUGGCUCGAUAAGCAGCCGCCUGCGUCGGUGGUGUUCCUGUGCUUCGGGAGCAUGGGGAGCCUCAGCACGCCUCAGGUGAAAGAGAUAGCGGACGGGCUCGAGCGGGCGGGGUUCCGGUUCCUAUGGUCGUUACGCGAGCCACCGAGGGGCAAAUUGGAAAAUCCGACUGACUAUGCGAAUGUCGAUCAAGCGUUGCCGGAAGGGUUCCUGGACCGGACGGCUGAGACCGGCUUGGUUUGCGGGUGGGUUCCGCAAGUAACCAUCCUGGCGCAUAAGGCUAUUGGUGGGUUCGUCUCGCACUGUGGGUGGAACUCCAUAUUAGAGAGCCUGUGGUAUGGCGUACCGACGGCCACAUGGCCCGUCUAUUCGGAGCAGCAGAUGAACGCGUUUCAGAUGGUGGCGGAGCUGGGAUUGGCGGUGGAGAUUAGGUUGGAUUACAGGGAGGGGAGCGCAUUGGUGUCGGCCGAGGAGUUGGCGAGAGGGCUGAGGCAUUUGAUGGACAGCGACGGCGAGGUGAGGAGCAAGGUGAAGGAGAUGAGGGAUAAGAGCCGGAUGGCCGUGACGGAACAUGGGUCAUCACAUGCAUCGAUGAGGCGUUUGGUUCAGGAACUGGUGGUUGGAUUGGAUUUGGAUGAUGAUCAAGAAACGAAGUUACCAAUCAUCUGAUGAAUCUCCGCCCGUUACCGACGAUUCAAAAUGCAUGUAUAGGUGCUCGUCAUUUUCGUCAUUUGUCGGUUCUCCAGAAUAUCACCGGCUUACUUAUGUUGCCACGAGAGCGAUGAUAAAUAAAAACAACUCAGGAUUAUGCAUGUCAAACCUUCUGUCACAGAAACAUUACUGUUCUUGAAAUGCUGGGCAAAACACUUGCCCAUGAAAAUGAAGAACAAAUCGCAUCGAAUGCUGAAUGCAAGGCAGGUUUCAUCGACCGUGUUCUGAGGAUGGAAUUGAGCCAAAACUUGAAUAUAUUACUGCAUAAGAUGAAGCCUUUGCAAGAUAUCCAUUUGACAUUGGCAGUCUACAAAUGCUCCAUCAGCCGUCCUCGACGACAACAUUGUAGACACAAAGUAAUCACACGAAGAAUGACAAAACCUACGUGUAUGUAUUGGAGUGCUCUUCAAUCAAUGAAAAAAUUUAGAAUACAGAAACAAAAGUAUACUCUGAUACACUAUUAUACAGCUAUGAUCGACAGAAUUCCAACACCGGUACUUCUCUUUCGAAAUCCCAGACGCCAGAGAGAAUCUGAAAUGAGAAAUCACCGAGCAUCUAACAUACACCCGGGUGGGAUUACUCAGUCACGAGCAAGCCCACUGGUCAAAAAAUCUCUAGCAGAUCGAAAUUCCCGGGCCCAUCGAACGGAGGGCGUGCUUCCAUUCCUCAUGUGAGAAAGCAUAGGCUCGUCACGUUGACACACAAAAACCAUGCAGCAGAGUGAAGAGGAACUUGCAAAAUCAUCUCUCUCAAGAUUGACUGACAUAUAGUACAGGGACGAGCCCAGCCAUUUUCCCAUCCCGUCCUGGGCGCUUUUUCUUGAC
Molecule: messenger RNA, 2427 nt
Organism: Eucalyptus grandis
Lineage: Eukaryota; Viridiplantae; Streptophyta; Magnoliopsida; Myrtales; Myrtaceae
Product: UDP-glycosyltransferase 43
Exons: 1
Coding region: 104-1561 (485 amino acids)
Molecular function (GO): UDP-glycosyltransferase activity
Source: RefSeq, a predicted model, not a curated record